AGUCUCGCGAGAUUGUGACUAAGGAAGUUCCACGUCAGUAUCAGUGCUGUGUCCACUGAGUCGCAUUAUCGGGACCUGUAUCUUAAAUAUCCUCUAUACAAAUUCAUCCUAUACCGACAACGCGGGGAUAAAAGAUGCCUCUGAGGCUGGACAUCAAGAGGAGGCUCACGGCCAGGUCGGAUCGAGUGAAGAGUGUGGAUCUUCAUCCGACCGAGCCAUGGAUGCUGGCCAGCCUGUACAAUGGCAGUGUCUGUGUGUGGAACCACGAAACACAGACGCUAGUGAAGACGUUUGAGGUGUGUGACCUCCCUGUAAGAGCAUCCAAGUUCGUGGCCAGGAAGAACUGGGUCAUCACUGGAGCGGAUGACAUGCAGAUCCGUGUGUUCAACUACAACACCUUAGAGCGGGUCCACAUGUUCGAAGCCCACUCUGACUACAUCCGCUGCAUCGCUGUGCACCCUACUCAGCCGUACAUCCUCACCAGCAGUGAUGACAUGCUGAUCAAGCUGUGGGACUGGGACAAGAAGUGGUCAUGCAGCCAGGUGUUUGAAGGGCACACUCACUACGUCAUGCAGAUUGUCAUCAACCCCAAAGACAACAACCAGUUUGCCAGCGCAUCUCUGGACAGGACCAUUAAGGUGUGGCAGCUCGGCUCCUCCUCGCCCAACUUCACCUUGGAGGGCCACGAGAAAGGAGUGAACUGCAUUGACUACUACAGUGGAGGGGACAAGCCCUACCUCAUAUCAGGAGCCGACGACCGCCUGGUCAAGAUCUGGGACUACCAGAACAAGACCUGUGUCCAGACCCUGGAAGGUCAUGCCCAGAAUGUCUCCUGUGUCAGCUUCCAUCCAGAGUUGCCCAUCAUCAUCACAGGGUCUGAGGAUGGUACGGUGAGGAUCUGGCACUCCAGCACCUACCGGCUGGAGAGCACCCUGAACUACGGCAUGGAGCGGGUGUGGUGCGUGUGUGGCCUCAGGGGCUCCAACAACGUGGCCCUGGGCUACGACGAAGGCAGCAUCAUCAUCAAGCUCGGGCGUGAGGAGCCGGCUAUGUCCAUGGACGCCAAUGGCAAGAUCAUCUGGGCCAAGCACAGCGAGGUGCAGCAGGCCAACCUGAAGGCCAUGGUGGACACGGAGAUCAAGGACGGAGAGAGGCUGCCCCUGGCUGUCAAAGACAUGGGCAGCUGUGAGAUCUACCCUCAGACCAUCCAGCACAACCCCAACGGAAGGUUCGUGGUGGUGUGUGGGGAUGGAGAGUACAUCAUCUACACAGCGAUGGCCCUGAGGAACAAGAGCUUCGGCUCGGCACAGGAGUUUGUGUGGGCGCACGACUCCUCAGAAUAUGCCAUCCGAGAAAGCACCAGCAUCGUCAAAAUCUUCAAGAAUUUCAAGGAGAAGAAAUCUUUCAAGCCAGACUUUGGCGCUGAAGGUAUCUAUGGAGGCUUCCUCCUCGGGGUGCGGUCGGUGAACGGCCUGGCCUUCUACGACUGGGAGAACACGGAGCUCAUCCGGCGCAUUGAGAUCCAGCCCAAACACAUCUUCUGGUCGGACUCCGGGGAGCUGGUGUGCAUCGCUACAGAGGAGUCUUUCUUCAUCCUGCGCUACAUGGCCGACAAGGUCGCUGCCUCCCAGGAGUCCAACGAGGGGGUCACAGAGGACGGCAUUGAGGACGCCUUUGAGGUCCAAGGAGAAAUCCAGGAGAUAGUGAAGACAGGGCUCUGGGUUGGAGACUGCUUCAUCUACACCAGCUCGGUCAACAGGCUCAACUACUUCGUAGGAGGAGAGAUCGUCACUAUUGCUCACCUGGACAGGACCAUGUACCUCCUGGGCUACAUCCCCAAGGACGACCGCCUCUACCUGGGGGACAAGGAGCUCAACAUCGUCACCUACUCCCUGCUGGUGUCCGUCCUGGAGUACCAGACCGCCGUGAUGCGGAGGGACUUCGGCAUGGCGGACAAAGUCCUGCCCACCAUCCCCAAGGAGCAGAGGACCCGUGUGGCCCACUUCCUGGAGAAACAGGGCUUCAAGCAGCAGGCCCUGGCUGUGUCCAUGGACCCAGAGCACCGCUUUGAGCUGGCCCUGAACCUGGGGGAGCUGAAGACAGCCUACCAGCUGGCCGUUGAGGCCGAGGCGGAGCAGAAGUGGAAGCAGUUGGCGGAGCUGGCCAUCAGUAAGUGCCAGUUCGGGCUGGCCCAGGAGUGCCUCCACCACGCCCAGGACUACGGUGGGCUGCUGCUGCUUGCCACAGCCUCGGGCAACGCCACCAUGGUGAGCAAGCUGGCCGAAGGAGCCGAGAAGGACGGGAAGAACAACGUGGCCUUCAUGACCUACUUCCUGCAGGGCAAGCUGGACCAGUGUCUGGAACUGCUGAUCAGAACCAACCGGCUGCCAGAGGCGGCCUUCCUGGCCCGCACCUACCUGCCCAGCCAGGUGUCCCGGGUGGUCAAGCUGUGGAGGGAGAACCUGGCCAAGGUCAACCAGAAGGCUGCCGAGUCGCUGGCAGACCCCACAGAGUACGAGAACCUGUUCCCUGGUCUGAGGGAGUCCUUCGGAGCCGAGCACUUCCUCAGAGAGACCUGCCUGGGGACCUCCAGGCCCGCCACCGACUACCCCCUGGUGACGCCCAAUGAAGACAGAAACCUUCUAGAGGAGGCCAAGGGAUAUGAGCCCACUGGGGUGCUCCCUACCCCCACUACAACGCAGUCAGAAGACGGUGACAAGGCGACCCCAGUUGCCGGAAUGAUGGCUUCUAUGAUGGCGGCGGUCUCAGCUCCCGUGGUCGCGGCUGUGUCGGCCAUGACACCCUCGCAGCCAUCAGCCUCUUCCGUAGAGACUCCCGAGGAAGAGGAGGAAGCCCUUCACUCGUCACAGAAAGAUAAGUCUCUGGACGAUCUGGAUGUGGACCUGGACAACAUGGAGCUGGAUGACAUCGACACCACAGACGUCAACCUGGAUGAUGACUUUUUAGAUGACUAGGAUACGUCUCUCCAGCCCCAAGCGAUCCCUAACCCCCCGCAAAGUUUAUUUAAUGAAUUAUGAGAGACCAAACCCCCCCUGCCCCACACCUCUAUAUUUUCUUCUUUGUUUUGUUGCCUAAAAGUUAUUCUGCUGUCAUGCCCUGCCACAGUCACAACAUUUCUAAAGGUAAUUUGUUUUGUUUGUUACUUGAAAUGUAUUUCGUUGUCCUGCCCAGCCACUGUCAAAGCAUUUGGAGGUUUUUAGUUUUUUUUUCGUAGAAGGAAUUAAAUGCUAUCUAUUUCAGAAUAAAAUUUUGUACCCCAUUCAUGGUUUUGCUGUCACUAACGAGCCUUUGCAAUGAGUUCUGUAUUGACUCUCAUGUGGCCUAUGGUUGUACAUCAUUUAUCAGUUGGUCGAAUAAACGGCAAAUUGUUGUAAAUAUUCACUUCUGUCUUAAUGUU
Molecule: messenger RNA, 3418 nt
Organism: Gadus chalcogrammus (walleye pollock)
Lineage: Eukaryota; Metazoa; Chordata; Actinopteri; Gadiformes; Gadidae
Gene: copb2
Product: COPI coat complex subunit beta 2
Exons: 22
Coding region: 135-2975 (946 amino acids)
Biological process (GO): retrograde vesicle-mediated transport, Golgi to endoplasmic reticulum; endoplasmic reticulum to Golgi vesicle-mediated transport; intra-Golgi vesicle-mediated transport
Cellular component (GO): COPI vesicle coat
Molecular function (GO): structural molecule activity; protein binding
Source: RefSeq, a predicted model, not a curated record